AUGUCAUCUCGUCCAGCAGCCCCGACAAUCCCGUCGGUGAAACAGUCUUUCAUUACCAGCCAAACAACACUUCUUUCCCAGCCUAUCGCCCCAUCGCGUUCAUGGCAAGAAACCAACGACGCGUCAGAUGAGGCUAUCCCCGACCGCGUUGUCCAAGAAGUCCUCUAUAAUCUCAACCACACUAUCCAGCAGCAUUGCCGUCGUGUGUACCCUCCGCAAGCUAGUCGCAGCAUCGCUGAGCAGAUCAAUGAUGUUUACACUAAAGACGCUGAGCGGAAGGUGGGGGGACCUGCUGAUACCGAGGGUGGUAUCGGCAGAGAACUUGACUUGACCGAAGACGAAGCUAUAGAAGCGUUGCCCACUUCAUGGCACUUGGAAAAAGACAUCAACGAUCAUCCCAUGGAAACCAAGCGCUACGCAGACGCCGUCCAGCAACUCACUGAACUCAACGACCAGCGCAAGCAACUUCGAGAGCAAGUCGCGCGCUUGAAGCGCCUUCAGACUAUCGUCGAGCCACUUCAGACUGAUGAAAACGGCGCCGGUAUCCAAGAGAAUUUACUCACCCGAAAUGGCCCGGUUGAGAAGGAGCUCGAGAGAAUGAGAAUCUUACUGGCGAGAGUUGGUGGCCGUGUGCUUUCGCUGCCUGAAGAUGCUCCGAAUGGUGAGGCGAAGAAAGUCAGUUUGACUGAGAUGGGUGCACAGGGGCGGAAGAGACGUGUUGAUCAAUUUCUGGCUGAGGAUAAAGUGUUUCCCUCAUGA
Fusarium musae is the source of this 759-nucleotide messenger RNA. RefSeq lists its product as uncharacterized. Bases 1 to 759 code for a protein of 252 amino acids. Gene Ontology annotation, cellular component: Mis6-Sim4 complex. Lineage: Eukaryota; Fungi; Ascomycota; Sordariomycetes; Hypocreales; Nectriaceae. The transcript has 2 exons. The record is from RefSeq and is a predicted model, not a curated record.